Messenger RNA from Daphnia carinata, 2132 nucleotides. RefSeq names its product myotubularin-related protein 2-like (gene mtm). Gene Ontology annotation, biological process: dephosphorylation. The transcript is spliced from 9 exons. Gene Ontology annotation, molecular function: phosphatidylinositol-3,5-bisphosphate 3-phosphatase activity. The coding region runs from base 116 to 2035 and encodes 639 amino acids. The record is from RefSeq and is a predicted model, not a curated record. Lineage: Eukaryota; Metazoa; Arthropoda; Branchiopoda; Diplostraca; Daphniidae.
UCGCAUCCAUGAACUGCAAUGUUAUCGUCGAAGGUUUUGUUUUGUUUUCUAGAUUGGUAAGUUUAUCGACGAAGGAGGCCGUUUUCAUCUAGGCAUUCAUUAACUUACCUAGAAGAUGGAAGGUAGGAAUCAUAGCAGUGACUCAUUGGCUUCUAACUCCUCCAACUCCAAGUUGGGACGCGAUUCUGCAUCGUCAAGUAGAGGAUCAGCAGUUAAAAGCCUUUCAAGUUCCACUUCAGCCUCAAAUGAAUACUUUCCUGAUUUUGAUUCUAAAAUCACCAUUAAAGAACCAUCUGUUGUUGACAGUCCUACACCUUUAUUGACAGGAGAAAAAAUUCAAGGAGCUGCAAGAGAUGUGACUUACUUGUGCCCCUUCAUUGGGCCAGUCAGGGGGGCAUUAACUGUAACAAACUAUAAAAUCUAUUUUCGCAGUUCAGACCGGGAACCUCCAUUUAUACUUGAUGUUCCAUUGGGUGUUGUCAGUCGAAUUGAAAAGAUGGGUGGAGCUAGCAGUCGAGGGGAAAACUCUUAUGGAAUUGAACUUAUUUGCAAAGACCUAAGAAAUCUGCGCUUUGCUCACAAGCAAGAAAAUCACUCGCGUCGAAAUGUUUUCGAGAAAUUGCAGCAACACGCAUUUCCCCUUUCACACCGAAUGGGUUUAUUUGCCUUUGAGUUUAAAGAAGAGUACCCUGAAAAUGGAUGGACAAUGUACGAACCUGUGGCCGAGCUGAAACGCCAAGGUUUGCCCAACGAAAGUUGGCGAAUAACCAAACUUAACGAAAAUUACGACAUCUGCGAUAGUUACCCAGCAGUCUGGGCCGUUCCUGCUGCAGCUACUGACGAGGAACUCCGCUAUGUUGCUUCAUUUCGUAGCCGUGGUCGUUUACCGGUUUUGUCGUGGAUCCAUCCUGAAAGCCAGGCAACUAUUACGCGCUGUUCACAACCGCUCGUGGGAGUAAGUGGUAAGCGCAGCCGGGAUGACGAGCGAUACGUCCAGCUUAUUCUUGACGCAAACGCUCAGUCACAUAAACUCUUUAUAAUGGACGCUCGGCCUAGCGUUAAUGCUGUGGCCAAUAAGGCAAAAGGAGGUGGUUAUGAAUCGGAGGAUGCCUACCAAAACGCUGAACUUGUUUUCAUGGACAUCCACAACAUCCAUGUAAUGCGCGAAUCUUUACGAAAAAUCAAAGAAAUUUGUUUUCCAACUGUGGACGACGUGCAUUGGUUGUCUGCCAUCGAGUCAACCCAUUGGCUCGAACAUCUCAAGUGCAUUCUUUCUGGUGCCGUCCGGAUAGUUGAUAAGGUUGAAAACCAUCGAACUUCGGUUAUGGUCCAUUGCUCUGAUGGGUGGGAUCGAACAGCCCAAUUGACUGCAAUUGCCUUGCUAUUGCUUGAUCCUUACUAUCGGACCCUACGCGGUUUCCAGGUCAUCAUAGAAAAAGAGUGGCUCAGCUUUGGACACAAAUUUGCCCAACGAGUCGGACACGGGGAUGAUCGACAUUCAGAUGCUGACAGAUCACCUGUGUUUCUUCAGUUUAUCGACUGUGUUUGGCAGGUGACUCGCCAGUUUCCUAGUGCGUUCGAAUUCAAUGAACAUUUCCUCAUUACUAUACUUGACCAUUUAUACUCAUGUCUAUUCGGCACAUUCCUAUUCAACACCGAACAACAACGGGUGAAAGAAGACGUGAAACAACAAACAGUUUCAUUGUGGUCUUUUAUCAAUAGCCACACUGAUGAGUUUAUAAAUCCGCUGUACUGUGCAGCCUACGUCGAACAACAUGUUCUAUUCCCAGUGGCAAGCUUGCGGCAGCUUCGGCUUUGGACCAAUUAUUACUGCAGAUGGAACCCCCGAGUCCGACCUCAGGAAUCUAUUGCCGCCCGAUCGCGAGUGCUUGUGUCUCUGCGCUCUCAUCUCCAACGACGAGUACAGGAAUUGCAGAAAGAACUAGAUGCCCGAUUGGCUCGAGGAUCUACUGCAGUUUCCCAGAGCAAUGAAGGACGUCCCACAGCAAGAGUAUCGUCUCCUAUCUACAGUUGAACAACUAGAUUAAUGUACCAUUCUGUUAUGAUAACCCGCAUACUUUUUAUUGGCUUAGUUUAUUGCCUGAGCAAGUAUUAAAAUUCACGAAGCUCGC